AUGCUGUUUGAAGAUAAGAUCGAUGCUCUUGGAGGAGAAAACGUAUCGAUCAUUGAUGAGGGUGGAUGUGACAGAAAGAUGAUAUGUGGUAAAGAUUACUCAACUGCUGUAUUCUUUCGUUUCAAUGAAACUGAAAUCCCUCCUCCCAGCGAUAUUAAUAGUGAUCCUAGGGUUAUGCAAUGGUUACGCACAACAACUGACAUGGAUUGGAAUGACGAGACAAGACCAGCGUUUGAUUUUUUUGAUUACUUUGGAAUCAUUUGUGAAAAUAAUGUAUGGUACACCACAAAGACGCCACUAGGAUUUUUAUACAUCACAGACGAGGAAAAAGGAAAAGGAAGUGGAAACAUAGACCAGUUGGAAGGGAAAAAAACAAAAAUAUCUUUAUUUGCAUGCCUCCCCCCUGCGUCUGCGGCAUGCACCUGUCCAGAUAUUCGCGAAUUGGUAGAACCAAUAGACAAAAGUUGGGUGACAACCAUGGCUAUUGAUCUUGUCCCAUUUACGAUGAAAGAUGGUUGUGUUACGUCAAUCACCUGCAGCACUCAUCCUUGGACUUGGAUUAGAACAGCUUUCAAUGAGUCUGAAAUUACUGCUCCUGAUGAUAUAUAA
Molecule: messenger RNA, 609 nt
Organism: Caenorhabditis remanei
Lineage: Eukaryota; Metazoa; Nematoda; Chromadorea; Rhabditida; Rhabditidae
Exons: 5
Coding region: 1-609 (202 amino acids)
Source: RefSeq, a predicted model, not a curated record